Messenger RNA from Egretta garzetta (little egret), 645 nucleotides. It is a transcript of the gene PROCR, whose product is annotated as protein C receptor. NCBI's taxonomy places the organism in Eukaryota, Metazoa, Chordata, Aves, Pelecaniformes, Ardeidae. The record is from RefSeq and is a predicted model, not a curated record. Gene Ontology annotation, biological process: negative regulation of coagulation. The transcript has 4 exons. Bases 1 to 645 code for a protein of 214 amino acids. Gene Ontology annotation, molecular function: signaling receptor activity.
AUGCCAUACCGCGCUAUACAGUGCUAUACCCCGCUCACCUUCACCAUGCUGCAAGGGACCCGCAUCUCCGAGGGCAGCUCUGUCUUCUGGGGGAACGCCAGCCUGGACGGGCAGCUCAGCCACCUCCUGGAGGGCCUUAAUGUCACCCAGGUGCUGCCACUGGAGCCCCCGGAUGCCUGGGCCAGGCUGCAGCAGGACGUGACCACCUACCUGGUCUACUUCGAACAGCUGGUCAGCGUCUUCAGCAAGGAGAGGCCCAUCAACUACACCCAGAGUCUGCUCUGCCACUUGGGCUGCUGCCUCUUCCCCAACGGCACGGCCCACAGCUUCUACGAGGUGACCCUCAACGGGACGGCUUUCCUCAGCUUCCACGUCCCCAGUGCCACCUGGGAGCGGCGCUGGCCCGGCAGGGAUGCGGUGGCCACCUUUGCCGAGAGGGAGCUGAUGAAAUACUCCGAGACCACCCGGGACCUCCAGCAUUUCCUCAACACCACCUGUGUUGACCUCCUGCGGGCUCAGAGUCCCUGGACAGGGAAACAGAGCAGCCGGUCGCAUGCCCCGCUGGUGCUGGGCCUGAUCCUGGGCACCUUCGCCUUGCUGGGAUCGGCCGUGGGGAUCUUCUUGUGCACAGGAGGGAGCUGCUAA